This is a messenger RNA of Podarcis muralis (Common wall lizard), 8747 nucleotides long. RefSeq names its product integrin subunit beta 4 (gene ITGB4). The record is from RefSeq and is a predicted model, not a curated record. NCBI's taxonomy places the organism in Eukaryota, Metazoa, Chordata, Lepidosauria, Squamata, Lacertidae. Gene Ontology annotation, molecular function: integrin binding. Gene Ontology annotation, cellular component: cell surface; focal adhesion; membrane. Gene Ontology annotation, biological process: cell communication; cell migration; cell-cell adhesion.
AGUUGGGGGAGCUGGGGGCGGGGGAAGAGUCAGGAAAAAAACCACCACUUUCAUUUGGAAAUGGCAAUGAAGCAGUGAAGUCCUCCCUCCGCACCCCGCACAACUCUUGCCUCUAGAGGAAUUUCUUGGCUUGGUGUGUGGGUGCCUGCUACUUGGAUUGUUGCACAGGAUUUGGACUUUGAAUCAGACCCAGCACUAAUGAGGAAUAAAAGAAUGGACAAGGUACUACAAAGGACUUUGCUUCGGCUGUUGCUGUUAUCACUGCUUCAUACCUUGAGCCAAGGAAACAGAAAUAACCGUUGUGUGGCUUCCAGGGCAAAAAGCUGCACUGAGUGUAUCCAAGUGAGCAAGGACUGCUCUUUUUGCAGUGAUGAGAACUACAAAGAGUCCCGCUGUGAUUUCAAAGACAACCUAUUAAGAUAUGGCUGCAGUCAGACCAGCAUAGUCUUCAUGGAAGGAGAGAUGCUAACAAAAUCGGAAUUUAAGAUUGAUACAUCUCUGAAGAAAACACAAGUAUCCCCGCAGAACAUAGCAAUGAAGCUGAGAGCUGGCGAGGAAGCUAGCUUUGACGUGGAUGUGUUUGAGCCCAGUGAAUCUCCUGUGGACCUCUACAUUCUCAUGGACUUUUCCUAUUCCAUGCGUGACGACUUGGACAACCUUAAAACAAUGGGCCAACAACUGGCAAAUUUUUUGACUCAGCUAACCAGUGAUUAUACUAUUGGCUUUGGCAAGUUUGUGGAUAAAGUUACAGCCCCACAGACAGAUAUGAGGCCUGAGAGACUCCGUGAGCCUUGGACUGGUGCUGACCCACCCUUCUCCUUUAAGAAUGUCAUCCGCCUAACCCAUGAUAUCAAUAAAUUCAGCCAAGAGUUAAUGAUGGAGCAAAUAUCAGGGAACUUGGAUGCCCCAGAAGGUGGAUUUGAUGCCAUAUUACAAACGGCUGUUUGCAAGGACCAGAUUGGCUGGCGGGAAGACAGCACUCACCUCCUGGUGUUCUCCACCGAGUCUGCCUUCCAUUAUGAAGCUGACGGUGCCAAUGUCCUUGCAGGAAUUAUGAGGAGGAAUGAUGGAUACUGCCACCUGAACAGGACAGGAAGUUACACCUUUGACACAAAGCAGGAUUACCCCUCCGUACCCGCACUUGUGAAACUGCUGAGGCAGAGCAAUAUCAUCCCCAUAUUUGCUGUCACCAACCACUCUUACGAUUACUAUGAGAAACUGCACACAUAUUUCCCAAUUUCUGAAAUUGGGAGGCUGCAAGAAGAUUCCUCUAAUAUUGUGGACUUGAUUCGUACGGCUUACAAUCGUAUUAGUUCCAAGAUGGACAUCCGAGCUUUUGGCACCCCAAAAGCCAUGAAAACAGAAAUAACAUCUGAGAUGUAUGAAAAGACAGAGUCUGGCUCAUUCAAUAUUGUCCGUGGUGAAGUGGGCAGAUUCAAAGUACGUGUGAAAGCUCAUGAGCAAGUGGGUGACAAGCAUGUCUGCAGUCUCCCGGAGAAAGAUCGGGAUGGCGUUUUCCACAUUAAGCCCUCCUCUUUCGGUAACAACGUGGAAGUAGCAGCCUCAGUCAUUUGCGACGCCUGCCCCUGUGAACUGCAACAGGAAGUCCUAUCACCUAGGUGCAAUUUCAGGGGGAACUUCGCCUGUGGAGAGUGUGUUUGCAAUGCAGGCUGGCGGGGAGCUACGUGUAACUGCUCUACCACCUCCUCUACUGACGAUGCAGCCUGCGUACGACCAGGGGAUACAGAGCCCUGCUCAGGGCAAGGUGAAUGCCUCUGUGGGCAAUGCGAGUGCUAUUCUGAAGGUCGGACCCAGCGUUUUGAAGGCCGCUUUUGUGAAUUUGACAAUUUGCAGUGUCCCCGCAGUUCCGGAUUCCUCUGCAACGAUCGGGGGCGCUGCUACAUGGGUCAGUGUGCAUGUGAAAGUGGUUGGGAAGGCCCUGGCUGUGAGUGUCCCACAAGCAAUGAGACCUGCAUCUCCAGCAGUGGGAUUCUUUGUAAUGGGCGCGGGAGAUGUGAAUGUGGCAGAUGCAUCUGUAGUAACCCCACCCUCUACAUUGAACCCACCUGCGAAACCAGUUAUGCCCUGGGCUACCGGCAUGUGUGUGGAGAAGAUGUCCGAACCUGUGUUCAGUGCCAGGCUUGGGGGACUGGAGAGAAGAAGGGAAAGAAAUGUGAAAACUGCCGUUACAAGAUCCGAGUAGUGGAUGAACUGGAACAAGAGGAAGAUCUAAAUACAAUUUGUUCGUACCAAGAUGAAGAGGAUGACUGCAGGUACCACUACCGCAUGGAAGAGGAUUCCAACCCAGAGCUUAAUGGCACCAUUAUUGUGCAAAGGAAGAAAGAGUGCCCAUCAGGAAGCUUCCUUUGGCUUAUCCCAUUAGUCAUUUUACUGAUGCUCCUCCUGGGGCUGCUUCUUCUGCUGUGCUGGAAGUUCUGUGCUUGUUGCAAGGGUUGCCUGGCUCUGCUACCCUGUUGUGCACGAGGCCGCACUGUUGGUUUCAAGGAGGACCACUACCUGCUCAGAAAAAGCCUCAUGACCUCGGACCACCUAGACACUCCCAUGGUUCGCAGCGGCAACCUGAAAGGCAGAGACACAGUUCACUGGAAGAUCAACAACAAUGUGCAUAAGGAAGGCUUCUCUUCCUUAGCUCUCAAUCCCAAGGACCUGAUUCCAUACGGAGUGUCUCUGAGACUGGCCCGGCUCUUCACCCAAAACCUUGCAAAACCAGAUAGCCGUGAGCAUGAGCAACUGCAAAAGGAUGUGGAGGAGAAUCUCAAUGAGGUUUACAGGAUUAUCCCUGGUGCCCACAAAUUUCAGCAGACAAAAUUCAGGCUGCAGCCAAAUGCUGGGAAAAGACAGGACCACACAAUCAUGGACACAGUGCUCCCUGCUCCCCGCUCAGCCAAGAAUGAGAUUGUGAAAGUAACAGAGAAGCAUGUCGCACAAGAGGCUUUCAACGAUCUGAAAGUGUCCCCCGGUUACUACACUGUAAUCUCUGACCAAGAUGCUCACGGCAUGGUAGAGUUUCAGGAAGGAGUGGAGCAGGUGGAUGUCCGGGUUCCCCUCUUCAUCAGGGAAGAAGAUGAUGAUGAAAAGCAGCUGCAAGUGGAGGCCACUGAUGUCCCUGUGGGAACUGCAGAAAUUGGGCGCCGGCUUGUCAACAUCACCAUUAUUAAAGAGCAAGCAAACAGCAUCAUUCGCUUCCAGGAGCCAGCUUAUUCAUACAGCCGCUUCGACCAGGUGGCUAAGAUCCCUGUACUUCGUGACAUACUGGACAACGGGAAGUCUCAGAUAACAUACAGGACACGGGAUCUCACUGCCCAGGAAGGCAAAGAUUAUGUUUUUGCAGAGGGUGAUAUAGUCUUCCAGCCUGGGGAAAAGCGGAAAGAGGUGCAGGUGAAAUUGCUGGAGCUGACUGAGAUAGACGCCCUUCUUCGCAAUCAGCAGUUGAAACAGUUUGCGGUGGAUCUCAUCAACCCCAGGUUCGGUGCAAAGGUUGGCAAAUACCCUCAAACCAUUGUGACAAUUGCCGAUCCAGAAGCUGUGGAUGGCUUAGCAUCAGCGAAACUCCUAGGCCAGCAACUGCAGCCUCCCAGAGGCAUACUUGGAGCUCCCCUUAAUCCAAAUGCACAGGCACUAACCUCUAGGAAGAUCCGAUUCAACUGGUUGCCACCUCCUGGCAAACCUGCAGGGUACAAGGUGAAGUACUGGAUCCAAGGGGACCCUGAGUCAGAAGCUCGCUUGCUUGAUUCGAAGGUGCCAUCAGCGGAGUUGACUAAUCUGUAUCCCGACUGUGAUUACGAGAUGCAGUCCUGUGCCUACAACGAUAUGGGCGAGGGGCUUUACUCCGAAGUAGUCCACUGCCGCACACUUGAGGACCUUCCUAGUGAGCCUGGGCGCUUGGCUUUCAAUGUAGUCUCUUCCACUGUGACACAGCUGAGCUGGGCUGAGCCUGCCGAAACUAACGGAGUUAUCACAGCCUACGAAGUCAGCUAUGGACUUGUCAACGAGGUCAACAGACCUGUUGGGCCCGUAAAGAAAGUCAUGGUGGAGGGUGCCAAGAAGCGAAUGGUUCUGAUUGAAAACUUAAGGGAAUCGCAGCCCUAUCGCUACACAGUGAAGGCCAAAAAUGGAGCUGGAUGGGGUCCUGAACGAGAAGCUACUAUUAACUUGGCCACACAACCCAAGCGCCCUAUGUCCAUUCCCAUCAUCCCUGAUGUGCCAAUAAUUGAUGCUGAAGGAGGAGAGGACUAUGAUAGCUACCUGAUGUACAGCGCAGAUGUCCUGCGCUCACCAGCUGGUAGCAAACACCCCAGUGUCUCAGAUGAUUCUGGCUCUCGGUGGAAAUAUGUGCAGCUGCUAGGGGAGGAGCUGGACCUUCGACGCGUCGCCUGGAGGCUCCCAGCAGAAUUGAUCCCUCGUUACUCGGACAGCAGCUGCUUUUCCUCGGACACAGAGGGUCUCCUCCAUGAGGAUAGCACCCCUUCUGAGCUAGUGGACAGUGAUGCAGCCAGCCGCAGUCUACCAAGGAGUGGGACUCCCCAGCCCCAACCAGAACACAUGAAUGGCCGAAUGGAUUUCGCCUUCCCUGGCAGCGUUGGAAGCCUGACCCGGAAUAUGACAACAAGUUACAACCAUCUAAGUCCACAUGUAUACCACGAGAGAAGGACAAUAGGAAGCUCAUCUCAGACAAGGGAGUAUGCCACAGUGGUGUCUGGGCAAGACCAGUCCAGGCGGAUAUUCCCUCCCAUACAUGAAGAUGCUGGGAGGAUGGUCCUGAUGCCUCAGGAUGAGGGCUUCAGGAGGGCAAAGGUGAAGGGUUACUAUGGCGAUAGCGAUGCUCGGGAUUCUAUAGUCAUGGCUGACGGGCCCUCUUGGAUUUCCAAAUACCUAGGCAUGUCAGGGCAAGGCACACAGCCCAGGGUACAUUAUGCUGUCCCCCAGAAGGCCAGGGGCCGCACUCACUCCGAAGAUGUCCGUGAGGCACUGAGCAACCUGGACACAGUGCUUCAGGAUUCCAGGAUGCAGCUGGGUGUUCCUGACACGCCUACGCGCUUAGUUUUCUCUGCCCUGGGGCCUACCUCCCUGAAGGUCAGCUGGCAGGAGCCACAAUGCGAUAAAGAAGUGCAAGGAUACAGCGUACAGUACCAGCUCCUCAACGGAGGAGAGAUCCAGAGACUUACUAUUCCCAACCCUCACCAGAACUCCGUAGUGGUGGAUGACCUACUGCCCAACCACUCCUAUGUCUUCAAAGUGAAGGCGCAAAGUGAUGAAGGAUGGGGUCCAGAGAGAGAAGGCGUGAUAACUAUUGAGUCACAAGUGGACCCGCGCAGCCCUCUGAGUCCUGUCCCAGGCUCACCGUUCACUCUGAGCACUCCCAGUGCCCCGGGGCCUCUGGUGUUCACGGCCCUGAGUCCAGACUCUCUUCAGCUGAGCUGGGACAGACCCCGCCAACCCAAUGGGUUAAUUCUGGGCUAUAUGGUCACCUGUGAGAUGCUGCAUGGUGGAGGGGAACCCAGGAAUAUCUACGUGGAGGGAGACAACCUAGAGACCACGCUGACAGUACCUUACUUGAGUGAAAAUGUUCCAUAUAAGUUUAAAGUCCAAGCAAAGACCACACAAGGCUUUGGGCCUGAAAGGGAAGGAAUUAUCACUAUUGAAUCUCAAGAUGCAGGGGCCUUUUCUCAGUUUGGAACACAGCAAUUCACCAGAGAGGAGGUCUACAAUCUCCCCACAGAAUACAGGACCCAAACCAGCAUCACUCACUCCCCACUGGAUCCUUUAUACGCAGAUGGCAUGCUGCUGACCACUCAGCGAGUGGAGAGUGGCGGCACCCUCACCAAGCAGGUCACCAAUGAAUUUGUCACCAGAACCAUGAUGUCUAACAGCAGCGGGACAUUCUCCAGACAGACAGAGAGGCAGUUCUAUGAAGCUUGAGUCAGGAAGCAAACUGCCCAAGGGACACUUGGAUUUCAAUAGCUGGUGACCUCAAGCAGGCCUGCUCUGUGAUCAGUUCCUGGACUGAGGCUCAUGGUGCCCACUGCAUUGCUUCAACUCUAAUGAAAAUACUGGAUGCUGCUUUGAGAUACCCGCGAGUGGAGGCUGCGUGCAUUCCAGGUGGCACCCUAAAGACAUUCCGAAAAGAGUUUUUUAGCAAGAUGCUUGGCUGUGAAGGGCUAUUGGUUAGUUCCAUUUUGAGUCGAGCUCCUGACUCUUUCCAUGCUUUGCUUGGCUGCUUUCCGAUAUCACACGCUGGAAGAUUUAACUACACGCAACUGAAUUUGCUUUUUAAAUCCCCACCUCUCACCAAACCUUUUUCACUUUUGCUGCUUGUUUCGUUUUGAUCUGUUCCUAAGUCAUUCUCUCCCCACCCUCCCACCCCAUCAACAAAUGGCAUGCCAGACCUCCAGGGGAGGAAUGGAAUUGCAACUUUGUCCUCCCCCUUUGUAAGUGCAGCACAGAAGAGGAAUUGUCCUUAUUCUUCCUACAUUGGUGUGUAGACACCCCUGCUGCUUAGGUGUGGUCCUUGUAGGAACUGCCUAGUACCUUAAGUUGCAUUGCUUCACCGACAAUACAAUGCUCCUUAAAAUAUGAUGCACAAUCUUACUUAAAAUAUUAUAUGACUAUUUUUAUGUUCUACAAAGGGUCCUUUAUCCUAGAUGUAAUAAGGAGCCAAAAUCCAGGUGCUAGUCCUCUGCUCCUUACCAUAGAAAAUAAAUAUUUGGCAUGGCUUUAUAAUCCAUUAAUGCCUUUGCUGGAAGAACCCCCUGGAAUGAUAUCAUUUCAUAUUGAAUAACCAAAACAUUAACCAAAACAGCAUUAAGAGAGUUCCACCUACAGUCCUCCCUCACUCCCCAUUUUGGCAGUGGUGGCUCACUGGCCCAUAUCAGUAGCCCAAGCAUAGCAUGCUGAUUUACAUCAUUGGACCAUUUUGGUGUCUGGACAUAGCAAACUUCAGUGAUUUCAGAUUGCCCUUAGAAUCAGGGUUGGAAGGGUAAUUAGUCCAGUCCACUGCAAUGCUACCCUUCCUGCCUUUUCGCCAGUGGCCAGGAUUUAAAGGCAGUGCACGUGCAAUUAAUCCUUCAGAGCCUGUAUAACACAGGCAUCACAUAUUUUUGCACCAUGUGCUUUCAUUCAGCCACACUGCAUUGAUACUGUAGUCAACAACACUACAGUACCCACAAGGCAGUGCAACUGUGAUGGUGCUACCACUACCUUUUGCUGCAUGUGUAGGCACAGCUUGAGCUGUAGAAGCAGUGGCUUUUGCAGAAUGACCUGAGGGUAUAUCAACAGGGGUGGGGGAUGGCUACCAGUAGGUAACUAAAGGCAGAAUCAAGGUAGGAACUGAAUACAUGGAAUUCUGACUAGAGACAGUUGUAGUAUAACCACAGACCUGCCUUUGUUUACACUCACUUCACCUUCCUUAGAAAGGGGUGGGAGUGAAAGCUUUUGGCUUGUUUGUAGGUCUUUAUUUAUACAUAUGCAGAUUUGACGAAGAAGACAGACAACUCACACAAUCUGAUUGUACCAACAUUUUACUCCUUGCUAAAAAGGCACGAGGAAGCUGGAGAGAAAUGACUUGAGCAGGCAAAGUGCUUUGAUUCCUAUCAGUGUGAUGAUUUCUCACACUGUGUGUGAUUAUCAUCAUUGGAAGAGUAUCGACCUAACACCAUUAUUUGACAUUUUGCAUGGUUGCUCCCACAAUGCUGUGGUUGUCAAACCAUGUUCCAGGAAACCUUGUCAGAAGUCUACCCAGGAAUUCUUCAGUCAUGCAGGCAAGUUCCCCUAAAGGACAGCCAGCUCACUUGAUAGUGCCAGUUCUCACACAAGGGAACCAGCAUUGCCAGUGUGCACCAAACCAACAACAUGCCUCAGAAUCUUCUGCAAUGUGUUGUGGUUCUAUGGAGGAUGUAUGUUGUUUGCCACAAACUUGUUUGCUCACAAAAUUCCCUGAAGGCAGGAAGUUUGUAAACCAUUGAUUUGUGAGUUUCAUCACAGCGAGAACAGGUAGCUGUUGCCCUUCGCUUCUAUUUUGGCCAGCCUUGCCCCAGGACCUUAGAUAAGUAUCUGUGCUAGCGGCAGAGGAUCAACUGCAGAUAAUUUUUUACUUAGCUAAACAAGAGAGAACACAAAAAGAAUUCAGGGCUGCUGCAGCAUAGUUUUAGAAGCUCAGAUAGAUGGUGCCUUCAACUUUCUGUCCUAAUAUACCAAGUCAGGUCCCUUGUAAUCUAAUGUUGGGUUUUCCUACUGACCCAUUCACCGCAACAGGGGAGUUACUAAAGCUCACAGGACCUUCUGCCCCAAAGGGGUUUCUUUUCAUGGGAUGCUAGAGAACUCAGCCAAUAAAAUGUGCUAUUUCGUGGCCUUUGUAUUCAGACCCAAGCAGAGUGUGUUAUUAGAAAUGGCUGUAUCUCCAGUUCUUGCAAAGUCACUUUGGUCACAGGCUCUUGAAGCUUCUUACGAGUUCUUUUCACUAAGAGAGUGCCACAGGCUUUAAUAUUAACCAAAGAGCCCAUUAAAGGUGUUUGAUGGGCCAGAUUUCAGCAGCAUAGCAGUUUUGAAAGGGAUUGUAUGCUUUCACUCACCUAACAGAAGAACCACAAUAGAAUGUAAAUUACAUUUCAUAGCCAAAUUAUGGCUUGCAGGGGUUGGUGGCAUUUAAUACAUAUGCAGUGUUUUGACAACUGGCAUUCAGGACCAGAUGGCUUUCUAUUGCACUUAUUAAACAUUUUUUCUCUACGAUC